Penicillium verhagenii is the source of this 987-nucleotide messenger RNA. RefSeq lists its product as uncharacterized. The transcript has 2 exons. Bases 1 to 987 code for a protein of 328 amino acids. NCBI's taxonomy places the organism in Eukaryota, Fungi, Ascomycota, Eurotiomycetes, Eurotiales, Aspergillaceae. The record is from RefSeq and is a predicted model, not a curated record.
AUGCACCAUCUUUCCAGGCCUACUUUCUCCUUUUCUAUUCCUUCAAUACAUGAUGGCCGUCAACUCGAAUGUCAUGUUUAUCUGCCCCGCCACUUGGAAAAUAUAGAAUCCACAGCUCCAAACAACAUUCAAGGAGCCAUCUUCGCCCACCCCUACGCACCACUGGGUGGCAGCUACGAUGACCCCGUGGUCAGCUUUAUCGGCGGAGAGCUCCAAAAUGCGGGCUUUGUCGUGGGAACCUUUAACUUCCGGGGAGCUGGAGGGUCCGAAGGACAGACUAGCUGGACCGGCAAACCCGAACUAGGCGAUUAUACUUCAUUCUAUGGGUUUAUGCUACACUAUCUGCAUGCUUUGAAAUCGACACAGGGAUCCAGGGUAGAGGGCGACCGAGACAGAGGCAUCGAUCUCAUACUCGGUGGGUACUCCUACGGGUCCAUGAUUGCCUCGCAUGCCCCGACCCUUGAUGUCAUGAUUGACCUAUUCAAACCCGGCCCUGGCGUCGGCACUACGGUAUCUCCGGACACGCCCAUUGAUCGGAUUGGUAGAGAGGCAAGAAAGAUCGCUGCUGCGACAAUACCAGGUUAUGUAGCAGCAAGGCCACAGGGUCGUGAUGACGAGGGGUUCCACGCGUCAACCUUGAUCUCUUAUCUUCUUGUGUCACCCUUGUUGUUUCCUGUUAGUUCUUUUCUGACGGUAUUCACCACGCUCUCGGUAAAUGUGGGGGACCGGUCAGCUCAGGCCCGACCCGCUCGUCCAGCCGACCAGCUGAGUGUGCACCGGACACUGGCGUUAUUUGGGGAUGAUGACACCUUUACUUCCGUGGGGAAAUUGCGGCGGUGGUCAGCCGAGUUAGGCCGCAUGCCGCAUAGUCAGUUCCGGGGAUGUGAGAUUGAGAACGCGGGGCAUUUUUGGCGAGAAGAUGGAGUGGAGCAAGAGGCGAGAGAGAUACUGCGGGAAUGGCUCCGAGGCUAUGCAUUUGACGAGUAG